AUGAAUUGUAAGAAUAAAGAUGAACAAAAUAUAUUGAAUGAAUCUCAAUCUCAUUUAUUGAUAAAUAAUGAUGAGCAUGGCAAUAAUAAAGAGACAGAUUUAGGGCCAUACCAACCCAAACUAGCAACACAUCCAAAAAGCUCAGAUAUACCACAAGGAAAACAAAACCAAUUUAGUUUAUUAUGGUACAAAGAAUUUCCUCAUCUAGAAUAUAGCAUCGUAAAAGAUGCAGCUUUUUGCUUUAUAUGUUCUUUAUUUCCUGAAGGUCCGGGUAGACAUUGUUCUAAUAUAGCAUGGGUAGAAGGUGGUGUUAAAACAUGGCAUAAAUUCAAAAGUAGAGGUAAAAAAAAAGAAGGAAAACUAGCUGAACAUUUUUCUUCUUUAUCACAUAAAUCAGCUUUAAUUGAUUUUAGCAACUUUUUGAAUAAUUCUUAUCAUAUAGAUUGUAUUUUAAAUAAAUCAAAUCGUCUAAAUGCCAUAAAUAUAGAGUAUCAAAAACAUUUUCAUCAAGAAGUGAUUGCAAUGUUAUUUGAUAUCACGCGGACUUUAGCACGUCAAGGAUUGGCUUAUAGAGGUGAAGUUAUUAAAGAAGUAGUGGAUUCUGGUAUGUAUUCAGUACUGGCAGAUACUACACCGGAUGUUUCACACAAAGAUCAAUUUGCAAUUUGUGUACGGUAUGUGGACUCUUUUGGGAAAAUAUCUGAAAGAUUGUUAGAAGUUUUUGAAGCUACUGAUAAAACUGGAUUGAGUAUUGCAACAAAAAUUCAUAAUGUUUUACAAAAUAAUGGAUUGCCGGUUAAAAAUAUUGCAUUUCAAUCUCAUGAUUUUGCUAGUAGCAUGUCUGGUAAGAUUAAUGGCACACAACAAAAACUAUCUGAAAUUGUUGGCCACAAAAUUCCAUUUAUUCCAUGCCAAGCACAUCGGCUAAAUACUUUUCUCGAACAUAGCUGUUCUGCAAGUGUUAUUAUUAGUGAUCUAUUUUCUUGUCUGGAACAACUAUAUGUUUUUUUCUCUGGGAGUACAAAAAGGCAUGCACACCUUCAGGAAAAAUUAUCAUUAGUUAAAGACGCUUUACAACUUAGAAAUCUUUCAAAAACUCAAUGGACUGCAAGGGCUGAAUCGAUUAAAGCUGUAUGGAUAUCAUACGAAUCAAUAAUUGAUUCACUGCAAGAUAUGACAAAUUUAAAACCUAUAGACAAAAAAACAUGUAGUAUUGCAUUGGUCACAGAAUUAAAUAUAAUUGAUGCAUUGAUAUUAAUAACGCAUGCAAUUGACAGUUUAGUAGAAAUGAGGAAUGAUAAUAAAUCAAUUGAUAAUUUAAUAGAAAGUGGAAUUAUAUUUGCUAAAAAAUUGAAUAUUGACCCAGACGCAAAUUUUAAUAGACACCAUCGAAGAAGAUUGCAGCCUAAAAAAAUUGACGAAAAUUCUGAUACACAAUGUACAUUCAAUUUAAAAACAUUUUAUAAAAUGGAAUUCAAAGAAGUGUCGGAAGAAUUAAAGCAAAUUUUGCCUACAAGUAAUAAAAUAUGCAGAUUAAUUUUUACUGCUCCUGUAAGUACAGCAUCAAAUGAGCGGGCUUUCAGCAAAUUGAAAAUAGUAAAAAACUAUUUACGAUCCACUAUGAAGGAAGACCGUUUACAGAAUUUAAUGUUGCUAAAUUGCAAUAAAGAUUUCACUGACUCAAUUGACAUUGAUCAGAUAAUGAAACAUUGGGGUCUUAUUAAAGAAAGACGAAUUAUAGUAUAA
Messenger RNA from Hydra vulgaris (swiftwater hydra), 1746 nucleotides. Lineage: Eukaryota; Metazoa; Cnidaria; Hydrozoa; Anthoathecata; Hydridae. The record is from RefSeq and is a predicted model, not a curated record.